Phycomyces blakesleeanus NRRL 1555(-) is the source of this 1739-nucleotide messenger RNA. RefSeq lists its product as hypothetical. The record is from RefSeq and is a predicted model, not a curated record. Gene Ontology annotation, cellular component: cytoplasm. NCBI's taxonomy places the organism in Eukaryota, Fungi, Mucoromycota, Mucoromycetes, Mucorales, Phycomycetaceae. Gene Ontology annotation, molecular function: cysteine-type deubiquitinase activity. Gene Ontology annotation, biological process: protein deubiquitination; ubiquitin-dependent protein catabolic process. The transcript is spliced from 13 exons. Bases 135 to 1739 code for a protein of 534 amino acids.
GUGCUCAAACCGUGUCAAGCUCUAGAGCCGAGUCAAGUGCUCGAGAUGGAUCAAGCACUUCUACUACUGAAAAUUCAGUCCAUACUAUUUUACCAUGGUGCCUUAUUGAAUCCGAUCCAGCCAUUUUCACCUCCAUGAUAAACAAAUAUGGUGUAAAUGACAUUGUUGUCCAAGAAGUAUUUGAUAUUGACUCUAAUAUAUUUACCGCAAAAAGUCCAGAAGAACAACAGAAUGUUCAUGGGUUUAUUUUUGCAUGGCCCUAUCAAGAAGAACCGUUACCUAAUAACCAUUCUACGCAUGAUUCUGAUUCUGAGGAAGUCUUUUAUUCCUGCCAAGUUAUUACAAAUGCUUGUGCCACGUUGGCUCUUUUGGGCGUUUUACUCAACUGUGAUAAAGAAGUUGAUAUUGGUGAAACACUAACUAUGUUUAAAAAUUUUACCAAAGGGUUCGAUCCAGUGAAUACGGGUUUAGCCAUCGGUAGCCACCCUUUAUUGCGCGACACACACAAUAGCUUUGCAUGUGAAGAAGACAAGGAAGCCGCAAUAGCCUCUGCCAGGGGUAUUUCCAAAGAAAACGAUUAUGAAGAGAAUGGAGACUAUAUCAAUGAAGAUAUUUUUCAUUUUGUAAGCUACAUUUACAAAAACGGGUAUAUUUGGGAAUUAGACGGUCUGAAGAGAGCCCCUGUUAAACUCGUGAAAUGUACUCUAAGUAAUUGGAAUGAGACAGUCAAACCAAUCUUACAAGAGCGAAUGAGAAGUACGGGCGAAAGCCAAAUUUCAUAUAACCUGAUGGCAGUUAUAUCCGAUCCACUCAAGGCCUUGAGAGAAUCAAUUACAGACUUAAAUGACUUGGUUGAAGCAUAUGAUCACGAAAUUUCCGAACAAGAAUCAAGAUCCCAGGAUCUUCGUUCAAAAGUCUUGGGGAAAAGAUCAAGACUUGUUGAAGAUUACAGAAUUGAAAUAAAAAGAAAUAUGCUUGGGUUUUUAAGAAACAGGCAAGAAAAUCACAAGGAAAAGAGACGUAAUCUGGAAAAAGAUUUGGAGAUGGGAGAAGCAGAAAAAGAGAAGGAGGAGGCUAAUAACCUUCGUCUUGAUCAUGACUACGGUCCGUUCCUUAGAGCUCUUUUUCAAAAGAUGGAAGAAAAAGAGCUGCUUUAUCUCAAAGAACCUGUAAAUGUAAAAAACGUCAAUCGUCACUUGAACUACUUUAACGGAGUUGAGUUUCACGAGUUCCUUUUCGGUGAAGAGGACCAAAAGCUAAAGACUAUGAAAAAAAAGCAAAAAGUAAACAAAAAAGGACGCAAAAAACAGAAAAAGACGAGCGACAACGAUGCGAAACCUUAUUUACCAUCAGAAACUACAAUUCUGCUCAUGCGAAUAGCUCAUUAUCUUAUAUAUAACUCUCAUCAUAUCUUUGCAGAAAUGAGUUUGCCAGAACAUUGCGCAUUAAAGAUCAAUUCCCUAGUUUUCUCAUUCAGCCUGACGUCCAAUGUUGAUUCGCGCAUCCUUUUAACAGCCACUCAUGAUAGAAAGCAAGAGUUUUUAGGCCUCGAUCUCUCCAAGCUGUUUGAACGUCGGGGUUUAUUAUAUUUUGCAGGAAAGCACUUUGGUUUAGGUUACCGUAUGGAAAUCAUUCGCAGACCUUCAAAGCACAAAGAUCCAAGAGAACACAUAUACACACUGAAUGAAUCUAAUAUUUCUGUAAUAACAUUCACAGAUCUUCAGAAUAUAAUUACUUAA